Hemicordylus capensis (graceful crag lizard) is the source of this 4003-nucleotide messenger RNA. RefSeq names its product ring finger protein 152 (gene RNF152). The coding region runs from base 2785 to 3396 and encodes 203 amino acids. Gene Ontology annotation, cellular component: lysosome; lysosomal membrane. The transcript has 3 exons. Gene Ontology annotation, biological process: negative regulation of TORC1 signaling; positive regulation of autophagy; protein polyubiquitination. Lineage: Eukaryota; Metazoa; Chordata; Lepidosauria; Squamata; Cordylidae. The record is from RefSeq and is a predicted model, not a curated record. Gene Ontology annotation, molecular function: ubiquitin protein ligase activity.
CCACACGCAGCAGCCGAGUUCACUAACAGUCUCCACUUCACCGUUAGAGGAGAUUAUUCCGAGAGCAAAACAGGACGCUUAUUUCUGGCUCUUCAUUGCCAAAAUUAGCUCAUAACAUCCAGGAGUGGCUUUCUAUUAGUGAUUUACAACCAAAUACUGCCAGGAGUCUAAACUCCCUGAAGGGAGUCAGCACACCAACCGGCAGGGAAGCCCUCAGAACCAGAGAAAGUGCUUCUCCACUCACAGUGGAGCAAACUUUGAUCUUUUAUUUAGCAAGCUUAACAGAGCACAGCACGUUGAUGAUGACUGUCACCACAUUGUCAAAAUUUACUAACGAGAACCAUGAUAUCAGGCUGCAGUCACAACUCCCUGAGGGGAGACAGCACACCAGCCGACAGGGGAGCCCUCACAAGCAGAGAGAGUUCCUUUCCACUCACAGUUCCUUUUCCACUCACAGUGGUGUAUAAAUAAAUACUAUGAGGGCAGAGGGGGGAGAAAUACACAAAAUUACUUAAACCAAAAAUAAAAAUAAAAAUUCAUGAAUAUGUUAGAACAACGCAAGGGAGAAGAAAUAGCAAAACACAAAAAGGGGGGGGGGAUACAGGAAAACAGUAAAGAGAGUAAGAGACAGAGAGAUAAAGAAACAGACAGAAAGAUUAAACCAAAAAAAGGAAAAAUAAAUAAAGGGAGGGUAAAAGCUAGCGCCCGUUAUUAUAACGGGCUUAAACAUACUAGUUUUAACUAUAAUGGGAUUACUGUGCCAGUAUAAUCUCUUAGGAUUCAUGCUUGAAUAGAUGUGAACUUUGGAAAAUAAUUUUUAAGCACUGUGUACAGUGAAAAGUGCUGUUGCAUAUAUUAAUAUAUAUAACUAUAUUAAAAAUUAAUAAUGAACAGUUAACACUGAGUGACCACUGGCGUAUGAGUUUUAUAAAACUACAUAUAUAGGUUAUCCAAGAUAAAGUCAAUAGUCCUAUGAAUUCAGCUCUGUUUCUUAUUAAGAACUACUAUUUAGGCCCUUAAUAUGCAACAUAAACAAGUCAAGGGAAUGGCCUGCAGGAACAUUCCUGACAUGCCUCCUCACUAUUAUAAAAUGUUUAUUCUCCCUGUCUAGCUAUGCCCAGCCCUUUUAAAGUCAUAUGGAGUAGAAUUGGACCUUACUGAACAGUCUGUAUCACCAAAAUAGCAUGUAAAAAUUAGGCAGUAUUGGUUUUCAUAAAAGCAGCAUGCUUAGAAUUCUUUUUCUUUCUUAUAAUUUGUCAGUCUUAAGACCCAUAUUUUGAAUAGUUAAAUUGUGAAUUCUUGUGAGUUCAUACCAUUGGGUUGAGUGGCUGCAGUCCCCAAAUAUGGUCCAUUCAUUUUGCAUAUGACAUAUUUAUAUGUCAUCCCUGCAGAAUUUGUGCAAGCUGAACAUUUCCUGAGGGAAAGUGGUUGCUUGGAGCAUCUAAAAGGAAGCAGGCUACUCUAAGGAACCUAUCACCAGUGGGCAUUAACUUGUGAAUGAGAGGACUGGAGUUUGUUUGUUUGUUUUUAAAGCCCAGGGAUAGAGGAGAGGGAAAGGGCAGUCUUGUUACAAGAGGGGAAAUCAGGCAAGAGCAAGAGGGUUGGUUUGGCCUUAAGAAUUUUGGGAGCCUGGGUGAAAUUGUCAUUCAUCUCUGGAUGAAAACUCUGGAUUCAGACAUCAGCUCCCUUCUCCCACCCACAGGACCUUGCAGCUAAGUCCUGACCUACAUUCUCCAUGCAUCUUGACAUCUUAUCACAGUGGGGAAUCUUUCACAACCCAUUCCCUUAGCUGCAAACCUUAACUGCUGGAGUACCCUAACCUCACCAGGUCCCCUUAGCCUUUUGUGCAUCAGAGACAGACACUUCAUUUCUAGCUGACUUUUUUGUUAUAUCAUUAGCUGCUUUCUGGACUUGAUGGUGAAAAAAUUAGACAUAGAUGUAAAUAUAAAUAAAAUAUUGUAGAAGGCCUGCUUGCUCUUCCAUGCAUCAUGCAGGACAUGGCCUGUAAAAAUGUUGCCCUGGGCAUGCCUAGGUAGUAAAUCCAUUCUUCAACUGUUUGUUUGUUUAUAGCUCCAACAAGGAGAAUUAUGGCUUUGGGUGGGCAUAGGAUGGUCAGCAAUAAGACCUGAAGAAGCCUAGGAAAAAGGACAAAGCAGAGAUGAGUCCUGAGUUUGUGCUGAUAGAGCAGCCAGGCCCAUGAAAGGCUAAAAAGAAGGGUGAUUUCUUCAGCAUAUUUCAUGGCAUGCAAUCAAAUCUGAUCAAUGUCAACUGAUAUGACUUCAGCGAAGUAGUAAAAAAGAAAACACAGAAGCCACCAUCCUUUCUAUAUGCAAGUCUGCUCUAGAUGUUAUUUCUAGAAGCAGCAGGACUCUCAUGCUGCUGGAUUGGUUUUGUUUGUUUGUUUUCCCCCUUGCAACUGAAAUGGAGGCAACUGCUAGGAUUGCACAGGAUCCAUGUCCAUGGGGAAUAUACUGAACUGCAUGUGAGGCAGAACAAAGCUCUGUCACAAUGGUGCUUCCUGGUUGUCGCCUCCUGCCUGCAAACAGCUGAACCGUUUCCCGCUUGAUAUCAUCAUGCAGAAAGGAUUGAACGAGACGCAAUGAGAGAAUCAGAUAUUGACGGACGCCCAGUCAGAUGCUUCCCUACAGACUUCUUAUCUCCUUUCGUUUGGUGGUAGAAUACAAAGUAGUCAUCGUGGGAGUACAGGAGCGACUCUGGGUGUCAGAUUUUAUACUGGACUGCAAGACAACGUGAUAUCUCACUCUUUUCAGCAUUUGGACAAUAAUGGAGACUCUGUCCCAGGACACUCUGCUGGAAUGUCAGAUUUGUUUCAAUUACUACAGCCCUCGACGGAGGCCAAAGUUACUGGACUGUAAACACACCUGCUGCUCAGUUUGCCUUCAGCAGAUGCGGACCAGCCAGAAGGACCUGAGGUGUCCAUGGUGCCGAGGUAUCACUAAACUGCCACCUGGGUUUUCUGUCUCCCAGCUGCCAGACGACCCAGAGGUUAUUGCUGUGAUUGCAAUACCCCACACUUCAGAGCACACUCCAGUCUUCAUCAAACUUCCUAGCAAUGGGUGUUAUAUGUUGCCCUUACCAAUCUCCAAGGAGAGGUCUCUGUUGCCAGGAGACAUUGGAUGUCGCCUCCUCCCAGGCAGCCAACAGAAGUCUGUCACUGUGGUGACAAUCCCAGCUGAGCAGCAGCCAUUGCAAGCUGGGAACCCACAGGAUGCAGGAGAUGAGGAGCAAGAUAGGAGGGGCAUAGUGAAAAGUUCCACCUGGUCAGGGGUUUGCACUGUCAUCCUGGUGGCCUGCGUCCUGGUCUUCCUCCUUGGCAUUGUCCUCCACAACAUGUCAUGCAUCUCCAAGCGUUUCACUGUGAUCUCCUGCGGCUGAAAGGAGGCUGCCAUGGCCAUACUCCUGUGGGCUGAUUUUAGGGGUUUGGGAGGGUGGUUGUGGUGGCAGGAGGCCACAAGAUUAAGCACUGUCAUAUGGACUGUUCUGCAGUACUGAGUCAUUGACACUGGGCAAGCUGGUGAAUAGUCUGGCGUCUGCUGUAAAAAGUAGGACAGUGAGACCUGUUAGUGGAAUGUGGGGCACGUCCAAUGCUUAUCUGCUGGUAAUGGUAUCAAGGAAGACUGCAUGCAUCACCAUAAUCACUUAACAAAUGAGCUGUAAUUUUACAAUGAUAUCAUCAUGUUAGGAGAUUAAAGAUGUCUAUUUAGCUGGUUCUACUGUACAAGUAUAGGACAUGAUCUCUCCCUCCCUCUCUCCCUCAACAGAGUAGUCGAUUUACAAAUCAAAAUGCUGUAUGUUCAAGUAGAAGUAAACAUCAGAAUUAUGGAAGUCAAGCUACCCAGUACUUUUCCAGACGUAGCAAAAGCAUAACUCUUUAUUUUUAAACAGCAAUGGGGGAAAUUGUGAAAAGUAAAGUAGUCAUUUAGUCAAUAAGGCUUUUUGUAUCUUUUAAAUUGCACAUUAAUUAAACAGUUUUAAAAAUCUG